GGGGCUGAGGAUCAGCAUGCUGGAGGAAGGCAUGAAGUGAGACACAAGUACAGAAGUGAGGGAGGGAGCUGUCCUGCAGCCGCACAGUCUACAUAGACUCAGAAUGAAGCUGGCAGCCAAAUAAAUAGAAGAUUGGACUAUACACAAAGGUGUCCCCCUCGGCAGACACACAAGGCCGGACACUUGUGAGCCAAGACACUUGUCAUAUUCUGCACUGGCAAAAUGUUGUGUAUGGUCCAUUGAGGGCAUGCGGUAUUGCCUAGGUGUGCAGGCAGAUAGAUGCGGUAUAUGAGUAUAUAGAGGUUGGUGCACACCGUGUGUACCCCUCUGCUUGGUGAGAUGCCCAUGUUGCUUCUGCACCUCCUCCUGCUCCUCAAUUUGGUGCCAUCUAUACCAUCUGAGCGCCCACCAAGUUGUCAUGAGGUGCGUGCAGCGUUCCAGCUCCAGCAGGUCGGGAGAGGUCGACUGGUGCCCGAGGUACCCAUUGAGGACUCUGACCUCCAAAUCUGUGAACCGAAGGCCCCAACAUGUUGCACCAGGAAGAUGGAGGAAAGUUACCAGGCUGCAGUGAAGAGAAAGCUGUCUCACAACAUUCAAGCCUUGAACUUUGAGCUGAAGUUUAUGAUUGUCGCACAUACAUCUGCCGUCCAAGAGACAUUCACUUAUUUGAUUGACAUGGCUACAAACAACACACUUUCUUUGUUUGACAGCAAGUACCGCUCAAUGUCUCAAGAUGUACGUGAGUCUGUGAAGGAGCUGUUCACUGACCUCUCACUUAAUAUAAUGGGAGCUGACUUGCCCUUGGAAGAUGCGUUCUCUAGAUUUUGGGAUGCUCUAUUCCCCCUCGUCUACAACCACCUUAUAAAUCCAGGGGUAGCGUCAUUGUCAGAAGAGUACUUGGACUGUCUACGCUUGACAAGACAGGAUAUUAACCCGUUUGGCAAUUAUUCAAAUGAAAUGCUUGUACAUUUGUCCAAGUCUUUAUGGGCCAGUCGAAUGAUGAAACAAGCUUUUAGCAUGGCUGAACAAGUUAUCAACACUACUGAGCAUGCAGGUUUGACCCGGGAGUGCACACGUGGAUUGGUGAAAAUGCAGUAUUGUCCUCACUGCCAAGGACUUACUCUUAUCCGACCUUGUGUUGGCUACUGUCUCAAUGUUAUGAGAGGAUGUUUGGCCAGCUUAGCAAGUCUAGAUGGCCCCUGGAGAGACUUCAUUAACUUGCUGGAGCACCUUGCUGAUCAAAUGACGGGAUCACAUGAUCUGGAACAGUCUCUUUUAGGUAUUCGGGAUGUGGUUAACCAGUCAAUUCAUUACGCUGAGUCACAAGGCCCCUACCUUUCCAGGAUGGUAGAAAAAGUAUGUGGUGAACUACAAGAAAGCCCUGCCAAGCUGCCUGAGGAGAAGACGAUGAAAGAACAAGUGGCAGAGCUAUCUCCUGUCCCAAAACGACACUCUCUAGGACAACUGAGAAGCUAUCUGCCUCUGAAAGCCUCGAAGAAUGACAGGCCUCACAGUUUGAAAAGAAUCUCUCGUGAUUUCAUCAAGUACAUGAAGCCAUCACGGGCAUUUUAUACCACCUUGGCAGAACGGCUGUGUGAUGGGGACCUGGCUGGAAGAGAUGGUUCGACAUGCUGGAACGGAGAAGAUGUGGUGGAGAGUUACACCAACCUCGUUGUUUCCAGUGAUUUUAAAGAUCAAGUAAACAAUCCAGAAGUAAAAGUCCGAGGGUCCAACGUCAUCAUCAACCAAGUUAUCAAUAAGAUGCGGCUCUUCAUACAGAUGGGCAGUGAAAAGAGGAUCAAGGCAGAUCGUUGGCGCAUAACAGAAGGUAGCGGAGGAUAUAGCAGAUCAGAAGGCGAAGAAGCGAGUGGUGACUGUGACGAUGAAGAUGGUUGUGAAGGAUCUGGUGACAACUUAGGUCCAGAUACAAAGAGACGGAUAGAAGACAUCGGCAUGGACAAUGUAACAGCAAAUGACCCUGUCCGCCGAAACCCCAGUGCCACCAAGAUUCCACCUAAACAAAGGAAUUCCUCAAAUGCCACCAGCAGGUUACACGGCUCCUUGGCUUUACUUGUGGCUGCCUUAUUCAUAAUAUGUCCGUUUCUAUCACAGUUUUGCAGUGCUACAUUUUAAGAAUCUACUCGAAAAUCCUUUGAAGCCUUAUCCAAGUGAAGUAAAAUUGUAGCUUUGUUUAGGACAAACAAGAAGAGAACCAAGUACCGAAUGACCUUGGAUGAGUCACCCCACUGUUGAAAUGGGAUGACAAGCUGGCAAGCUAGACGUAUGUCUCGGGAACUGUAAGGAUCGAGGUGACAGAUAAUAAACAACUCUCACACCUCAAGCAACAUGAAAACAAACUCUCAGUUAUUAAGCGGAUUGGUUUCCCAAAUGUGAUUUACGACGUGGAAGUGAAACUUGGACAAAGUCACAGUGGAUGAACUCUCGCAGUCCAAUACCUAAUCUAAUAAUGUAGAGAAACCUGCCUUUGUUAAUAAACGGACAGGAUAGAACUGGAAUGAUACAUUU
Messenger RNA from Hyla sarda, 2526 nucleotides. RefSeq names its product glypican-5-like. The transcript is spliced from 9 exons. Lineage: Eukaryota; Metazoa; Chordata; Amphibia; Anura; Hylidae. Bases 340 to 2133 code for a protein of 597 amino acids. The record is from RefSeq and is a predicted model, not a curated record. Gene Ontology annotation, biological process: positive regulation of canonical Wnt signaling pathway; regulation of protein localization to membrane; cell migration. Gene Ontology annotation, cellular component: extracellular region; plasma membrane; cell surface.